Molecule: messenger RNA, 1404 nt
Organism: Apodemus sylvaticus (European woodmouse)
Lineage: Eukaryota; Metazoa; Chordata; Mammalia; Rodentia; Muridae
Product: keratin, type I cytoskeletal 16
Exons: 8
Coding region: 1-1404 (467 amino acids)
Cellular component (GO): keratin filament
Molecular function (GO): structural molecule activity
Source: RefSeq, a predicted model, not a curated record
AUGGCCACCUGCAGCCGCCAGUUCACCUCCUCCAGCUCCAUGAAGGGCGCCUGUGGCAUUGGCGGUGGCUCCAGCCGCAUGUCCUCCGUCCUGGCUGGAGGAUCCUGCCGGGCUCCCAGCGCCUAUGGGGGCAUGUCGGUUUCCUCCUCUCGCUUCUCCUCUGGGGGAGCCUGUGGGGUCGGAGGUGGCUAUGGUGGAGGCUUCAGCAGCAGCAGUUUUGGUGGUGGACUUGGGAGUGCAUUUGGUGGUGGGUUUGGUAGUGGUUUUGCUGGUGGUCUUGGAGGUGGCCUUGGCGGUGGUUUUGGUGAUGGGCUCCUGGUGGGCAGUGAAAAAGUGACCAUGCAGAACCUCAACGACCGCCUGGCCUCCUACCUGGACAAGGUGCGCGCCCUGGAAGAGGCCAACAGUGACCUGGAGGUGAAGAUCCGUGACUGGUACCAGAGGCAGCGGCCCACUGAGAUCAAAGACUACAGCCCCUACUUCAGGACCAUCGAGGACCUGAAGAGCAAGAUCAUUGCGGCCACACAGGAGAAUGCACAGUCCACUUUGCAGAUUGACAAUGCCAGGCUGGCAGCAGAUGACUUCAGGACCAAGUAUGAGAGUGAGAGGUCCCUGCGGCAGUCCGUGGAGGCCGACAUCAACAACCUGCGCCGGGUGCUGGACGACCUGACUAUGUCCAGAGCCGACCUGGAGAUGCAGAUCGAGAACCUCAGGGAGGAGCUGGCCUACCUGAAGAAGAACCACGAGGAGGAGAUGCUUGCCUUGAGGGGUCAGACUGGUGGGGAUGUCAAUGUGGAGAUGGACGCCGCCCCCGGUGUGGACCUGAGCCGCAUCCUGAACGAGAUGAGGGACCAGUAUGAGCAGAUGGCGGAGAAGAACCGCAGAGAUGUGGAGGCCUGGUUCCUGAGCAAAACCGAGGAGCUGAACAAAGAGGUGGCCUCUAACAGUCAGCUAAUCCAGAGCAGCCGCAGCGAGGUGGCUGAGCUCCGCAGGGUGUUCCAGGGCCUGGAGAUCGAGCUGCAGUCCCAGCUCAGCAUGAAAGCAUCCUUGGAGAACAGCCUAGAAGAGACCAAAGGCAGAUACUGCAUGCAGCUGUCCCAGAUCCAGGGUCUGAUCGGCAGUGUGGAGGAGCAGCUGGCACAGCUGCGCUGCGAGAUGGAGCAGCAGAGCCAGGAGUACAACAUCCUACUGGAUGUGAAGACAAGGCUGGAGCAGGAGAUCGCCACCUACCGCCGUCUGCUGGAUGGCGAGGAUGUCCACAGCUCCUCCUCACAGCACUCCUCGGGGCAGUCCUAUUCUUCCCGAGAAGGCUUCUCCUCAUCCUCCCGCCAGCCUCGGUCCAUCCUCAAGGAGCAAGGUUCAAGCAGCUUCAGCCAGAGCCAAAGCCAGAGUUCCAGGAACUAA